ACCGGCGGGCAGCUCCGCGGGGCCGGGCCCGAGGUGGGGAAGGUUGGCGCGUGCGCACUCGCAAGUAGCUCCGCGGGGCGGGGCCCCAGGGGAGGACGGUCUGCGCGUGCGCACUGGUGGCCAGCCCCCUGGGUUUGGACCUUGGACACCUCCGCCGGUGAUCACGCCGCCGCUUUCCCCCUGGGCUUUCCUCGGCCAGGGUGCUGUCCAACGGGCGGCCCCAGGGUCAGUCAGCGGCCGCAGGGGUCCUGGAAUCCCCCACCCCCACAGUCCCCUCCCCACGACCCCGGACCGAGAGGGCUCCGGCCGAGAGCGGGGCGCCGUCCCCGGGAGACAGGCCCAGUUCUGGAGUGAGUCGGGCGGCGCCGCCACCUGCGCCCUGCCCUGAACUCCCCGGGACCCCAGGACCCCGACUCUCCCGCCGGCUACCUUCCAAAGGACCGGCCCAGUCCGUCCUGGGGGCCCAAUUCUCGUGGCCACUGAACAGAGGGCAGGAGGCACUCGAGGCCCCGGGCCCCGAGACUCCAGUCCCGGCCGGCCUUGUCUGGCCACCAUUGAGGCGUGGGGACGGGGAGCCCUGGCGGAACCUGUGCCAGGUGGGGUCCAUCGUGGGCCAGCUCUCCCAGCCCCUGCCCAUGGGGAACGCCGUCCUCAUAAAAAUAGUUCCACUGUUUCCUGGCUGCAUUUUCCGCCUAGCCGAUGAAUAGGGUCAUUAUGCACCAGUGGAUGCUGCACUGAGGCUCGCUUUCCGCUCCCACGGUCCCCUCCUGGCCCUGGGGGAGGGGGAGGCAGAGCUUGGCCACCCGGCCAUGUGAGUGGAACUGAAGCAGGCAGGUGGAGCUGCCUCAGGACAGCAUGGGGAGUGCCAUGACCAGGAGCCUGGAGCUGGUCAUCACCUCCUCACAUCUGUCCUGGGGGAGGAUUUGGAAGGACUUGAGGAUGGCAGACAGGUGGGGGUGGGACAGUUGGUGUCUGGGUGAGGAGAGGGCUGGGUGGCUGGGCGGGCCAGCACACUGACCACCACCCUGCCUGGAGAGGCAGCCCAGGAUAGGGCCUAGUGGGGGUCAGGGGUGUCCCCCCACAGGUUGUGCUGGGCGUCUGAGGCAGGUGGUGGUCAUAAGCCUGGACAGGUCCAGAGGGGCCAUCGCUGUGCAGCAGGCUCUGUGCACCACCAGUAGGGGGCUGAACCCUGAGUCCACAUCCUUCUCCAUGACUCUGACUGCCUCUCAGGAUAAACCACUGGUCAAAACAAGGUGACUGACCACACAAUUAACAGUGGACCUCGGGCACUGGCUGGUCCAGCCAUGGCCACUGGCAGAGGGCAGGCGGGUGGCCAUGCUUAUCCCUGCUUCUGGCCUACCCAGGGCACCACAGUCAGGAUCUGAGCAGCCACUGCAGGGCUGGCCUUAGGCCCUGGGCAGAACCCAGAAGGAGUGCCCAUUGUCCCAUCAGUCCACAGCCAGGCGAGUCAGCCCGUGGGAAUCCAGCCUGCUUCCGUUCCCGCCAGUCACCCAGCCCUGGCCCUCCUUCCUUCUAGGGAGGCCUCCUUCCUUCUGGGGAGGCCUCCUUCCUUCUGGAGAGGCCUCCUUCCUUUUGGGGGCCCCAGGCUCCGCCUCCUGCUGCUGCACUCAGAAAAUAUCUUGGCCUCGCACCUUCACUCCACUGCCUCAGAGGCCUCUGCCAUCCCACGCAGGGCGGGCCCAGCUCUUCUUACCGUGUGGAAAGCUAUUCAAGGGAGGUCACCCCGGAGCACCUGGGGGUUCAGCACAGGUGUGUCUGGAGCACACCCACGCACACCUGCAGAGCAUGGGCAGUGACAGUGUGGGCCUGGGGUCUCAGCAGACAGAGACCCUCUUUUGCCUCAGUCUUUCCCUGUAUAAAAUGGGGGUGCCAGCUUAUGUGGGAGCUUCCCAAAGAGAAGCCUGCAGAGGGAGGCUCAGCUCACAGCACUCAGGCAUCAGCCUCCAGCCUCCUGCUCAUCAAGCACCCCUGAGUCACACCCUGAGGGAAAGGUGCCCCAGAUGGGUAUGGCCAGCAGGUCCUGCUAAGACCCCACGGCCCGCACCCCACCAGCCCCAAGUAUGCUGCCUUCCAGUCAGCAAGACCCAGGAUGCCCAGCCCUCUGGCUGUAGAGCUGGUGGCCUCAGCAGUCAGGAUGGGAGUAGGCAGCUAUGCUGGCAGCAGGUGGUGACUGGGACCUUCUCAAACCUCAGGGCUGCCCUUCUGGAGCAGGAGAGGCUGGCACUGGCCCUCAGGAGGUACUUCCUACCAGCAAGCUCUGCCAAUGGCCAAGCUGCAGGAAGGGGACAGUGGCAUUCACUCUUGAGCAUCUUGGAUGGGGGCCACCCUCCAUGUCAUAGGGACUCCCGGGAAACUGAGAAAGGUUAGAACCAAGAACCACCCCCACCGGUUACUGCUACCCUCUCCCCAGUAGGACCUGAGGCCUCGGCCACAUCUGACCAGAAUGCACCAUCUGGCGAGGGCCAAAAGGAGGGCACCAAAGAGCCAGCCUGGAGGUGACCCGGGAAGAAGGGUGCACACACUCCACCCCUUCCAAUGAGAGGCACCUGGUCAGACCCUGAGGCACGCACAGGCAGUGUCACCCAGAGAGGAUGACCUCUGCCUGUCCACGCUCACCAGGAAUCAGACUUUACAACUGUUGCAGCAGAAUCCCCCCAGGGCCAACUCUGAGCUGCCCCUGAAGGUGGGGACGCCCAGGGAAGCUGAACCUGAGGGUCCCACAAGACACCAGGCACCCCAAUCUCCAGGGCAGCCCUGGCCUGGAAGGAGACACCUUGGUACCCCUAGGCCCAGCCUCGGUGAAGGCCAUCACUCAAAGGCCCAACAGGGGCCGUGCUCAGCAGGGUGGGCCAGCCAUCCUUCCGGGCAGAGGGCGGAGGAUGUGGGGCCACCUGCCUGUGCCUUCUCUCCAGCAUUCUCACAUUCUUAUAACAUACAGCUAUUGAGGAGUGACCACGCGGGCCCACGUUGUGCCAGGAGCAGGGGACGCCCUAUCCUGUCCCAGCCUCCACCGCCUGCUCCUCUCAGGACAGCGGGGCCUGGAGUGGGUGAGGGGAGGGGCCGCGAAGGGAGAAGAGGCUGCCGGCCUCACUGCCACUGGAUGCAGUCUCUGUGUCCCGGCCAGGCAGCUGGAGUCCCCCUCUGCCUCCUACAAGCGGGCUCUCGAGUGGCCUCCUCCCCUGCCCGUGGGUCUGGAUGUGGGUAUGGAGCCUGUCACUGACCCACAGUCCCCGAGCCUUCUCAUGGCACCUGGGCGGCCUCACAUGUUUCUCCAGAAAGAGGGAAGGAGGGUUUGUGCUCCUGCCCGGAUGAGCCAUGACUCGAGUCCUGAGGACAGGGGUGCUCGCAGGCCAGCCCUCACCCUGGCCUGGACUCUAUCGCCCACAAGAAGGCGGGGCUCCUGCUCCCCGCAAGCUGCCCUCAGUCAGCCAGGACCCCCUGGCCAGACCUGGCCUCCCACGGCCCCUCUUUCCAGAUGGCUCCCUUUUGCAAACUCCAGGACCCUGGGCAAUACAGGUCUCUCCCGUUCUGAUCACCCAGAGCACCUGGGGCCUUCCUCUUCUCGGGGGCUUCGCCGGGGUGGUGCACCCCAUCCCCUUGAUGACACAGCCCGCCCCCUCUGAAGGAAAACCACUUGGGGGUGGAGAGCCUGAGACACCCCAGGCUCGUGCUGAGUCCAGGGACUCUGACACUGGCCCCGAGAGGAGGGUCUCCACACCAGUGGCAUCAGCCGGUCCCAUGUCUGAGCCUCGAGCAUGAAGAGGAAACUCAGCUCCAUUUUGCACUUGGGGAAACAGACUCAGAAAGGUUGAGUAAGUCGAGCAAGGUCACACAGUCUGUGAGUGACAGAGUCGUGAUUCGCACCCACACCCGGGAGAGUCCAGGACCAGCUCUUCCCUGAGCCGGACUUCCCUCUCCCAGACGUCACUGGUGACCCUCUGCCUCCUUUCGAAGGCGCAAGGCUGGUGACCUCACUCCUCCUCAGAGCCAAGGCCCCACCAGCAGGGCCUAGUGGAGGUGGGGGCUCCCUGCCUCACCUCAGCUCAGGUCCUCAGCACUGAUUUGGGGUUGGAUGUCAGGAACCAAGAGCCGGCCCUGAGGAGGGGGCAGCAGGGCCUGAGCUGACCCUUCAAACCUGGGACCAGGCUGAGAGUCUGUCCAUCUGGGAUGGUAAAGCCCCUGGGCAGUCCUGGAGACAUGUUGGGUCCCCCAGUGGGCCAAGGUGGGGGUCUUCCUAGAACGGAGACAGGUGUCCUGCCUUCAACACACCAUUGGCCUCACACCUGAGUGUGGUGUGUGUUCUUAGCAUGUGUGGCCCAGACACACGGUAUCAUCUUUGUGGGUGGUAUGUCGUCUCGGUGUGUAGUGUGGUCAGCAGUGGCCUUCGUGUCCACAGGGAGGCUGAGCCAUGUGCCACAGGCUCCUGGUGCCAUCUCCACACCCACGCCCCAAGUGGCUCCCACAAUUAGCGCCCAUCCCAGUGGCUGGGCGGCUGGCCCUGGGGACACCUGGGUUCUUGGCACAGAGGCCCCUGCCCAGUGUCCCUUGGCCACAAACACCUGUGGUCAGAACUGGCAGUGAAAGCCAGGCAGGCAGUGGCAAGCAGGCACCCCUCCUAGGCCUGGCAGGACGGCGGGCAGGGAGGCUUAGGGCCAGGGCCUACUGGGAGAGGGAAGAGUAGGUGUCUGACCCGAGGGAGAUCCGGGCAUCAGGAGUCAGGAAGGGCUGCUCAGGGAAGGGCAGAUCCGGCGUCCAAGGGGGUCUCAGCCCACAUGGGCCUCUCCUCUCCCUCCAGAAACUGCGAGCCCCUCACCCCCAGCCAGGGUCAGGGUCCCAGGCCUCGCUCCUGACCCUCUGGCAAGAAGGGCUUGCCCAUGGGUAGGGGAAGAGCCCCCAGUCCCUGGCCCCAAAGUUUUCCCCUCCUGGGUCCAGAGCAGGUGUGGCUGCCUGGCUGGCAGGCCCCUCCCCAAAGCCUCGCCCAGCCCCAGCCGGCCUGUCAUAAAUAGGAGGCUGCCCGCUGGUGUCGGGCCACAUCCCAUCUUGUCGCCUGCUGGAGCCACGCUAUUGCAGCUGCCCGCCCGCCACGGGGGAUGGAGGCAUCUGCACACAGAGGCUCCUGCUUCAAGGCUGGAACUGUGGUCCAAACAACCAGUGAGGGACUCGGGAUCUGGAAGUACCCCCAGGGCCAGCCACCACUGCCGCCGCUGCCUGAGGACACGCCACCACGGCCCGAGGACAGACCGCUGCCACCCGAGGACAGGCCAGGGGAGAGGCUGGUGGAGCUGCACACUUCUUUCAGGGAGCUGUUCACUUUCUUCUGCACCAAUGCCACCAUCCACGGCACCAUCCGCCUGGUCUGCUCCCGCCAGAACCGCCUCAAGACGGCGUCCUGGGGGCUGCUGCUCGUGGGCGCCCUGGGUGCGCUCUACUGGCAAUUUGGGCUCCUCUUCGAGCAGUACUGGCGCUACCCGGUCAUCAUGACGGUGUCUGUGCACUCUGAGCGGAAGCUCUUCCCGUCGGUCACUCUGUGUGACAUGAACCCCCACCGGCCCAGCCCCGCUCGCCGCCAUCUGCAGGCGCUGGAUGAGUUUGCCCAGGAGAAUAUCUACUCCCUCUACAAGUUCAACUUCAGCGAGAGCUGGGAGGGCCCCUUCGCUGAGGACCUGGGCCCCGAGCCCUCCUUCCAGCUGGACCGUGGGAUCCGCCUUCAGCGGCUGAACCACCCAGGCCGCCAGAGCAAAGUGGGUUUCAGACUGUGUAACAGCACCGGCGGCGACUGCUUCUACCGGGUCUACUCGUCAGGCGUGACGGCCGCCCGAGAGUGGUACCGCUUCCACUACAUGAACAUCCUGGCCCUGCUGCCCCCCACCCGAGAGGACAGCCACCGGAGCCACGGCGGCCACUUUGUCUUCUCCUGUCGCUACAACGGCCGGGACUGCCAGGCCCGGCACUUCCAGACGUUCCACCAUCCCACCUACGGCAGUUGCUACACCUUCAAUGGAGCCUGGGCCGCACAGCACCCGGGCAUCACCCAUGGGAUCAGUCUGGUCCUCAGGACGGAGCAGCAGGACCACCUCCCUCUACUAUCCACGGAGAAUGGCAUCAAGGUCAUGAUUCACAGGAGGAACCAAACACCCUUCCUGGAGCACCGCGGCUUCAGCAUCCGGCCAGGGACAGAGACCACCAUUGGCAUCCGAGAGGACGAGGUGCACAGGCUUGGGAGCCCCUACGGCCACUGCUCGGACGGCAUGGAGGCUGUGGACGUGCCACUGCUCUACAAUGCCACGUACACCAUGCAGGCCUGCCUGGUCUCCUGCUUCCAGCAGCUGAUGGUGGAGACCUGCUCCUGCGGCUACUACCUCUACCCCCUGCCAGUGGGGGCCGAGUACUGCAGCUACACACGGCACCCAGCCUGGGGACACUGCUUCUACCGCCUCUACCGGGACCUGGAGACCCACCGGCUCCCCUGCGCCUCCCGCUGCCCCAGGCCCUGCAGGGAGUCUUCAUACAAGCUCUCUGCUGGGACCUCCAGGUGGCCUUCCUCCAAGUCGGCAGACUGGAUCCUGGCUGUGCUGGGCAAGCGGGGCCACCAGAAGCCCAGCCAGAGCCCCAGGAGCAACAUUGCCAAGAUGAACAUCUUCUACCAGGAGCUCAACUACCGCACAGUGGACGAGACGCCCGUGUACUCGGUGCCGCAGCUGCUUUCGGCCAUGGGCAGCCUCUGGAGCCUGUGGUUCGGCUCAUCCGUCCUCUCUGUCCUGGAGCUGCUGGAGCUGCUGCUCGACGCCACGGCCCUCGCCCUGCUGCUGUGCUGCCGCCGGCUCCGCAGGGCUUGGAGGUCCCAGCCAGGGGCGGCCACAAGGGCGUCUGGCCCCAGGCCAGAGGCCACCCCAUUGCCCAGUGACUGCGGGCCUGACCUCAAAUGUUCAGGGACUCCAGCAGGAGCCUCAGCUGAGGAGUCUCGGCUGUGAGUGUCUUUGCACACAUCUCUGCAAGGGAGCAUGUCUGUGUUUGGUGUCAGUGUUGUGUGUCUGCAUGCGUGUUUCUAAGUGUACGGACGAUGCCCAUCUACACCUGUGUGUGGGGGGGAACCAGGCAGCGGCUCCCUCGGCUCAGGUCAGGUGGGAGGCCCAGGCCAAGGCACUCAGUGACCUGGGGCUGCUCUGCAAUAAAAUCAGCAAUUCCACCUGGA
Equus caballus (horse) is the source of this 7213-nucleotide messenger RNA. The record is from RefSeq and is a predicted model, not a curated record. Lineage: Eukaryota; Metazoa; Chordata; Mammalia; Perissodactyla; Equidae.